Lycium barbarum (goji berry) is the source of this 1134-nucleotide messenger RNA. Its product is annotated as syntaxin-61. The record is from RefSeq and is a predicted model, not a curated record. Gene Ontology annotation, biological process: Golgi vesicle transport. NCBI's taxonomy places the organism in Eukaryota, Viridiplantae, Streptophyta, Magnoliopsida, Solanales, Solanaceae. The transcript has 8 exons. The coding region runs from base 258 to 1001 and encodes 247 amino acids. Gene Ontology annotation, cellular component: membrane.
ACUCCGCUCCUCUCUCUCCUUUUUCUCCUCACAAAAAAGGGGACGUUUUCCACCUUCACAAAAAAAAAAAAAAAAAAAAGGGAUUUUUUCGGGGCAAAAACCUAGUGAACAAGGAUCUAAAACCGGAAAUCAACUCAAAAAAAAAAGGAGAUCGAAAGUCCCUCUGAAAACAGAUCGGAUGGGAAUCGAAGCCCAGAUCUCGUAGCAGUCCGAGACUCACACUCCGUUCACUGCGCCAACAAGAGUUGCUGUUGAAGAUGUCUUCAGCUCAAGAUCCCUUUUAUAUUGUCAAGGAGGAAAUUCAAGAAUCUAUUGACAAGCUCUUGUCCACAUUUCAUCAAUGGGAGCAAACUCCUAGAGAAAGUAGUGAGCAAGUACAUCUUACCAAAGAACUUCUUGCUUCAUGUGAGAGCAUUGAGUGGCAGGUGGAUGAAUUGGACAAAACAAUUGAUGUUGCGGCAAGAGAUCCUUCUUGGUAUGGUAUUAAUGAUAUUGAGCUAGAUAAAAGAAGAAGAUGGACCAGCAAUGCGCGCGCUCAAGUGGGAAGCAUGAAGAAAGCUGUAGUAGCUGGAAAGCAGUCAAAUGGGACAAGUACAUCUAAUCUUAGUGGGUUGCGGCGAGAACUAUUGAGAUUGCCAGAUUCUGAUCAGAAAGUGGGAUCCAAUGCAUACACUGCCCGGAAUAAUGAUGACUUUAUAUCAUCUGAAUCAGAUAGGCAAUUACUUCUUAUGAGGCAACAGGAUGAAGAGCUAGACGAGCUUAGUUCCAGCAUAGUUAGAAUUGGAGAUGUUGGGCUCACCAUACAUGAUGAACUUCUCUCACACGACAAGAUCUUAAGUGAGUUGGACACGGAGAUGGACAGUACGUCUAAUCGUCUUGAUUUUGUUCAGAAAAAGGUUUCCAUGGUAAUGAAGAAGGCGAGCUUCAAGGGACAGAUGAUGAUGAUUUGUUUUCUGAUAGUUUUGUUUAUUGUUCUUUUCGUUCUGGUUUUCUUGACCUAGUUUCAUUGUUUUGCUUUUAUUCAAUUCAUUUUGGUUUUCUCGACCUAGUGUAUGUACGUAUUGCUAUGGAGUUAUGGAAUAAACUGGCGUGUAUACAGCGUAAUUGAAUUGGAAAAAUUGGUAUUCACAUUCA